AGGCCUCCCGCUGGUGCCAGAGUGCCGACAGCCGCAAAGCCGAAGGGGGCGCGCCGGCGGUUCAAAGGGGGUGCUCGGCGCCGCUGCUGGCAUGGGCUGCGGGGCCGUCGGCCGGGGGCCGACGGUCGGCGGGCCGUCGCCGCCCCGCACGAAGGCGCCCGCCGUGCCCGAGGACACGCAGGGCGCCUGGCGCACGGCGGUGGCCGCGUACUACGACUUCAACGGGUCCACAUACGGGUCUGAGUUCAUCGAGGUCCGCAAGGGGGACCUGCUUGUCAGGGGUCACCACCCCUACGAGAAGAACGGCUGGGUGUACGCCGCGGUCUUGGCCGCGACGUGGUCGGACGGAGACUCGUGGGCCCUGCCACGGCUGAACUGCCACGGCUGGGUGCCGGAGUGGCUGCUGGAGCCCCCCCUCGAGGCAAAGGCGCUGCCGCAUCCCUCCGGGGCUCUGCGCGCGGCCGGCUCCCUGGCCCCGGCCUGCAGCUGCGCCUCCGACCGCCCCCUCCCGCCGGACGCGCCCCGCGGAACCGCCUCCCGGGCCGAGCCGGCCGCGAAGCCCGCGCCUCCGAUGCCGCCGCAGCGGCCGCCGAGCGCGGCGGCCCCGCAGCCGCCGGCCACCGCCCCGACGCCGCUGUCCCCGCAGCCGCCCGCCGCCGUGGCCCCCGAGCCGCCCGCUACCAGCCCGGCACUGCUCCACGGUGCUCAGCUGCUGAGCUUGCCGGGGGCCAUGGUGGCCGACGCGCCGCUCGGGGCCACGCUGCCGCUGGCGCCUCUGGGCGCCGACGGGGCGGUGCUGGACCUGACGGGGGAGGCGGAGGCGGUGCUGGACCUGACCUGCGACAAGGAGGCGCCCUGCGAGUACGCGGCCGCGUGGCUGUCGGCGUGCAGGGAGCUCUCCCCCGCGGCUCCGUGCUCGGAGGUGCCCUGGACGCCUGGCCGCAAGGAGGAGGCGCUGGCCGGGGCGGCGCCCAGAAGCCCGCGGGCGUCGGCCGUCCACGAGGUGCUCCAGCGGCUCGGCCAGGUGAAGUACGGGGAGCUCGUGAGGCUGAAGGGGGGGCACUGCAAUCAGAAGGGCCAGAUGAAGGCUCGCACGUUGAAAGUCUGGAGUUUCAGCGCGGAGGUGCUGAGGAGGGUGGGCAGUUUAGACGAGGUGCUGGAGAUGGCCCAGAUGGCGCAGGGUGACGACGGGAGCGCGGCGCAGGCAGACUUGGCGGACGUGGCAGAGCAGGCCGCUGGCCAGAGGAAUCUGAGAAGGCUCCACACGAUACUCCACAAGUGUACCCCGAAGCCACCGGCCCCCGUCAGGAUUCUGACCGGCCCCGCCACGUGGCUGCCGCGCUUCGACCCGGAGCAUCACAAGCGACGAGCAGGGGCGCAUUCAGAAUUUGUGACCUGCGUGACGGACAGGUGUGGCCCCCUGCGGGCGGCGGUAGCAGAGACGUUGGUGCCGACGAUUGACGCGGUCUUGGCGCCGCGGCACCAGGUAUGCAACUCGUCCCAGGCGCUAGGUGCUGCCCCGCAGAGGUUCAUGGGCGGCGAGACGACGCCGUUGCGCAAGCCGAAGGGUGGCGGAAGCUCGGCGGCGAACGACUACAGGGCCAUCGAUCGAAUUGGCCACGUGGGCAUAGCGCUCGCGAGGGUGACCGCGCCAGGCGCGAGAGUGGGGGCAAAGGAGAGCCUCGGCCUCUCCGUCGCGUUCCACGACCGCUCGGCGGCGAACCUAGCGGCGGCGCAGGAGGCCCAGGAGCUCCAGGCUAUCAAGACAAAGGGAGAGGCGAGCGACAUCGUGGGUCUGCUGGGCAAUUCAUUGGCGAGGCUGGUGCCACGGCGCGAGGACACCGCAAGGGCGCCGCGCCGCGACGGCAACUUCGCCAUCCCGCCCAACCGCACAAGUGGUGGCGGCGGCAGAGUGGAGCCGCAGGCGGCGAAGCAGGCGAUCGAGGUGGUACUCGGAAUUGGCAAGCUGGUGCAGGACCCAUCGGUGCAGUUCGUGGCCACGAGGUUCUUCCGCGUGAUUGUCAAGGACGGGGCGGCCGGCGACGAGGCCGGCGAUGCGGUCAGCCGGGAGUGGUGCCGGGAGUGGUGGCUCCGCAUCCUGCGCAGCCCGGACGUGAACGUCCAGCUGCUCGGCGUCGAGGCGUCCCCCGCAGCGGCGGGCGGCGACUGCGCCGCCGUCGUGCGGGCCGAGCUCGCAGAGCUCGCGCGCAACGGCGAGGCGCUGGUGCGGAGGGCCUCCCUGCGCUCGCUCGUCCUGGUGUCGCCCAGGGGCGACACCGGCGUGAUCCAGGCCCUGGCGGGCGCCCUGGAGGACCCGGUCGUCGAGGUCCGGGCGAGCGCCAUGGAGAUGCUGCCCAAGGUGGCCGACAAGGGCGACUCCGCGCUCCUGGCGGCCGUCGCGGUGCGGCCGCACCCGCUGUCCUUCGUGCGCUGGUCCGCGAUCCAGGUGCUGCCGCGGCUCGCCGAGGCGGGCGACCCCGUCCUCGUCGCCGCGGUGUCCGCCCGGCUGAAGAGCUCGGAGGCGCAUGCACGGCAGGCCGCGGUGGAGUUGUUGCCCACCGUCUCGCAUCACGACGACCAGAGCGUCCUGGCGGCCAUCGCUCACCUUCUCGCGGAUGAGGACGCUGGAGUGCGCCGUGCUGCGGUGCAGGCCAUGACGCGGUUGCCCCGCCUGCGGGACGAGCGCCUGCCCAAGCUGCUGUCGGGCAUCCUGGAUCACCCGGACGAGCGCGUCCAGUGGGCGGCCAUCGAGGCCAUGAUGCAGGCGGCGCCCGAGCCCGACGAGUUCCUUAUGACGGCCGUUGCCAGGUGGCUCCGAGACCGGACCCGGGCGGUGCGCAAGUCGGCGGAGCCCGCGGAGCUCGACGCCCCGACGCGGCCCAUGCUGAUGUAGGCCUGCCCCGAGCCGCGGCCCGCCGCGCGGAGGCCUCUCGGGGCCUUCGGAUUUUCAGGCCCCGCCUUGUGUGGGCCGCGGGCUGCGCGCUCUGUCGAGGACGGCGCCUCGUGUGCACGCAGAACAAUCUGCUUGUCUGCGAUAGCGAUAUACUUUUAUUUUCUUUGUCGGCCUGCCCCGCAGUCCGUAUCAUUGGAUCUGCGGCGUUGCCUGUGAAUAGUCACGCGGCUACGCCCGAGAGUGCCCAGGGAUGCCCGUGAUGCCGGGGUUAUGGCACUUUGUAUGUUUCGCCCGCCGUGGGCUGUCGGCGCCAAUCCGGCAUCGGGUCGGUCCUUGUUUCAGUUGUGAUUCCCGGGCCGCAGGCCUGCUCGUCGGCUCGCGCAGUGGCAAGCUGGUCUCGUGUGGUUCUCUUGGUCUGCCUGGCGCUCUCGCUCAGGCCGUGUGCCCGGGCGAUGACCGCCUGGUGUUUCCCCACCUUGCUCACGAUUGCCUGCAUUUGGUACGCGCAUCCGCAAUCGCUUUGCGCAGCUUACUAGGCAUGUGCUGUCUCAUCCCGCUCAUGAUGCACGUUCCUUGGGGCUGCAGGAGCCUAGUGAUUGACUCGGCUUGACCUUGACCUUGGGCUUGGCCUCUUGCAGUGGCCGUCGCAGGUUUCACCAUGUGGUCUGUGCUCGCUCCUUGCUGUAUCUCGGCGGCAACCGAGCAUCUGCCUGGCCCCAGCGCCCCCUGCCGGGGCUUUUUGAGGGGGCCGUCCCGCGGGACGCCUCCUCUCCGCUGCCUGCCCUCUGCUGCCGUGGACCUGCCCGGCCGGCGCCCUCGUGCGCAGGAACAAGCAGGGGGCCAUGCGCGGGGCGGCGGCGGGGGCGCGGAGACGGGCGCGCUCUGGGCCCCCCUCCCUCGCGGGCACCGGCUGUCGAGGACGCCCCCCUGCCAGAAGCGCCCCGAGAGGGCUGUGGGGCGCUCGCGUGCCGGCGUCCAGGGAGCGCCCCCGUGGUCUGCCGCCGAAGGAGGGAGUCCUUCCUGCGGUAGCAGAUCGCCGGGAGCCCUGCGUGGCCCUCGCGAUUCCGUCCUGAGAGGGUGGGCAAAAUAGCACUGCAGCCUCUCAUGAGUUGCCGCAGAGCCCUCCCCCCGCUCUCUCAACAUUUGCCACGGUCUCCUGCAGAGGCGCCCCGCCGCCUUGCCUCUGCAGAGCACCAGCAGCACCACACCGACGCACCCGAGCGCCGACGGCCGCGAUACGCGAUACCCUGCCGCAGCCGAAGACCCGCGCAGCCCAGGUCUC
Molecule: messenger RNA, 4175 nt
Organism: Prorocentrum cordatum
Lineage: Eukaryota; Dinophyceae; Prorocentrales; Prorocentraceae
Source: the annotation of a GenBank genome assembly